UGAUGGACAGUCUCUGGACUAAACGCAAACAUAUUGCAAUAGAAUACUUUUGCUACAAGAUAAGAAACAUCAAUGAGUAAUUAACACUGGUACCUUCACGUAAUACCCUGAAAUGUUCUUAGUUAUCCUUACAACCACUACAGAGUGAAAGAGUGGGAGAGGCGUCAUCACAGGCGCAGACAAGAAUGCUUUGGGAAGACACACGGAUAACAUGCAGACCUGCCCCAGCAUGUCUCGGCGGAACAGGAAUGGCCGGGGAUGGCGCUUCGUCUGGAGUGGCAUUCAACGCGAUGCCAACGCUCGGACUCUCACGCUGGCCUCCGAAACUGAAGACUGGGGGUAUGAGCGCUUACAGUCCAGUGACUCGGAUUCGGAGCAGGAGUUGCCUGCCCUCACACCUGCGGUCCCCAGCGCUGUCCCCGUCACGGGAGAGUCGUACUGCGGCUGCGACUCCCCGGCCGAGCCGGUCUACACCCCCCGGCUGAGGGGCUUCCACCGUGCCAAGGACUGCCACUGCGGGGAGGAGGACCAGGACUUUGACUGGGUGUGGGAUGAGGGCAGCAAGUCGACCGCCACCCGGCUGAGCUGUGACAACCGCAAAGCGAAUUUCCACACGGAGUACAGCUGCGGGACCGCCGCCAUCCGGGGCAGCAAGGAGCUGGCGGAGGGGCAGCACUUCUGGGAGAUCAAAAUGACAUCCCCGGUGUACGGCACAGACAUGAUGGUGGGAAUCGGAACCUCCGAUGUGAAUCUGGACAAGUUUCGCCACACAUUCUGCAGCCUUUUGGGGAAAGAUGAGGACAGCUGGGGCCUCUCGUACACAGGUUUACUGCAUCACAAAGGUGAUAAAAUCAACUUCUCGUCACGGUUUGGCCAGGGUUCCAUAAUUGGGGUUCAUCUUGAUACCUGGCACGGCACCCUGACCUUCUUCAAGAACCGAAAAUGUAUAGGUGUUGCUGCCACGAAGCUGCAGAACAAGAAGUUCUACCCCAUGGUGUGCUCCACCGCGGCCAAGAGCAGCAUGAAGGUGAUACGCUCCUGCUUCUCCCCCACCUCUCUGCAGUACCUGUGCUGUGCGCGGCUCCGACAGCUGCUCCCGGAGAGCGUGGACACCCUGAGCGUCCUACCCCUGCCCCCGGGGCUCAAGCACCUGCUGCAGAACAAGCUGGGCUGGGUGCUGAGCAUCAGCAGUGCAGACCGGCCCUCCACCUCCUCCUCCUCCUCUUCAGGCAGUGACUCUGAGGGCUGUGCUUCAGACCCCGAGGCCUGCCAGAGAAAGCGAUGCCGCUGGACAUGAGGACCAAGAGCCUGGCCCUGGGGAACCUGGUGCAGACUAAGCAGUCCUGUGAGGACUAACUUUGGCACUGGGGAACCUGGUGCAGACUAAGCAGUCCUGUGAGGACUAACUUUGGCCCUGGGGAACCUGGUGCAGACUAAGCAGUCCUGUGAGGACUAACUUUGGCACUGGGGAACCUGGUGCAGACUAAGCAGUCCUGUGAGGACUAACUUUGGCACUGGGGAACCUGGUACAGACUAAGCAGUCCUGUGAGGACUAACUUUGGCACUGGGGAACCUGGUGCAGACUAAGCAGUCCUGUGAGGACUAACUUUGGCACUGGGGAACCUGGUGCAGACUAAGCAGUCUUGUGAGGACUAACUUUGGCACUGGGGAACCUGGUGCAGACUAAGCAGUCCUGUGAGGACUAACUCUGAAACAGCCACGGACUGAACUGUGAAGAAGGAUCCCUAAUGAAAAUAACAACACUUUUAGAAAUCUUAACAUUUGGCCUUCAUUAGUGUUAUGUGUUGGCCCUAAACCUUUAAAAUGAAGCGAAUAAAAAAAAAUGUCCUAAAUCUUACCUUUUGAGCACUGCCAUUCACUAUAUAAGUAACAAAAUAGUCCCAUUAAUGUUCCACGCAGUGCCAUUCACUACAGAAGUCUCAAAUGUGUUGUUUUGAAAGAAACACAUGAUACAGCAAGCAUGUAUUUUCAUUUUAAAACAUCUGGGUCACCUCAGCAGUGUUUUUGGGGUCAGCAGGAAAGACAGCCCUGAAGGGGAGGGGACAGUUGCACUCUCCAGGAGACCAGGACAUUUCUAUCGGAAGCAUGGCUUUAACCGAGCGUAGUACCAGAUAGCAUGUUUUAAAAUGCAAAGUCCAGGUUUGCUAAAACGUAGGUUUCUGGCAAAACUACUCACUUGAGACUAUAUAUUGAAUGGCGUGGAACAUUUAUGGUUAUUUUGUUCUCUAUAAACACCAAUAAUUUAGUAGGGUUAGAAUAAUUCAUGUUUUAUCAUUUGUUUAGUCUUGAUUUAUUGUACAGAAAAAAUUGUAUUUCUGACAGUCAAAGCUAAAAAGGCUUUCCACUGUUAGCACGCCGGUAGACAAUUAAUUUGUCCAUAAAGAGAUGCGAUGGGUUUUUACAUGUAAAUAAAUUGUGCUGGACUCCACUCGCUUUUAUUGUGGGAGGUAAUGGGGGUGUGGCUGUAUCAAUUUUUGAAUAAAUGGAUAUUUGGCAUAUUUGAGUCACCAGCAGGGGUCCCUGUUAUAGGCACAGGUUCUGUAAAGUAGUCAGUCCUCACUGGAGAUUCCAGAGGAAGUGUCACAUUGGCUCUGGCUCUCCCACGUGUUAGGGAGGUAUAACCAGCAGGACCCUACUGGCCAGGCGCCUGGUGAGCGCAGGCGGACACCUGUAGAGCUGACCUUUAUCCUCUAGAGGCUGGUAGCUUGCGGACAUCUGCUCUUGAGUUCCUGGCUGUAAAAUAGGUUUUUGGACUGGCAUGGGAGGUUGCCCACUGACCACUGAUCAUCAGUUCCUGUUGUAGGGAAUUGCUGUGGUGAGGGAAGGUAAUAGGACAAAUUGGAGAGAAAAUAAUUGGCAUAUAUUUCCUGUGAAAACAGUCUCUAAGCAAGCCUGAGCAAGGUGCAGUUUCUGUAAUUAGGCCAAUAGUAAAUGACCAUUAAGGAUGUGCACAGGUAAUGUCUUCCACAAUGAAACAGUGAGUGUGAGAGGGAUUUCCAAUAGAAAAACUGACAAGAUCACCAAUUCAGGAGGGGGAAGAAAUUAGUAAUACACAGUCCCCUAGUUACAGAAAACUUGCUCCGUCUUGUUCAGAGAACGAUAAUUAAGAACACAAUCAUGGCAUAAUAAACAGAUAAAAAUAAUAAUAUUAUGCUAAUUCAGACAUCACAAUUCAUUCCAUUAAACACCAGAAACUCAACUCUGUUCUUGAAUAAGUCUUGCAAGGCUGCUGGUUGUUCAUCUAUAACACUAUACUAAAGAAACACAAUAAAUACUGUGGCAAACCUUUCAGCUACAAGUCUUCAUUGUUGUACACGAUUCUAGAUUUGGUUGGGUUGGUUGAUAUUGUCCCACGCAUGGGGACUUUGGUUCAUAAUAAUAUGUUCUCUACUUUAGACAAUUGCAAGAUGUUUUAGUUAGGUCAAUUUGAGACUAAUUUGAUUUAUUAGUCUUCUCCACCUGUGCGUGCAUCCCUACUUGCAAUUGCUUUGUAAUGGGCUAGUUGAGUUAAUUGCCUCUGCUAACAAGAUGCAAUGAGUCUGAUGGAAGCUCGCGCAAGGAUUCAAGGAUGAAUUGAAAAACAGAAACAUGAGAAUUAAAUGUUGUACAGCCUUUUUAGUAAACCUUUAGAUAGCCACAGCUGUACUUCACAAAUAAUUAAGCUGUGCUGGCUGUUCUUUUUUUUUUUUUUUUACUUAAUGAAGUGCUUUUAAUCUCAUAAUCAGUGCUAUCUUAUUUUUCCUUGAGCUUGGGGAGAAGGGAUGUCUUCAUAAAACUGUUCAAACUUGUCUUUUGAAAGGUCAGUGGUAAGACUCCCCCCCCCAUGCACCAUGUAUCAUUUCUAUCCCUGCUUUUGUUACUUGUAUCUGCAGCAUGAUUGUAUUCUUGGUAAAGUAAAAUAUAUACAAAGUUACAGUAGCUUCUGUUAUUUUAAAAAAUAAAUUGUCUUAAGAG
Molecule: messenger RNA, 3975 nt
Organism: Acipenser ruthenus (sterlet)
Lineage: Eukaryota; Metazoa; Chordata; Actinopteri; Acipenseriformes; Acipenseridae
Gene: spsb3a
Product: splA/ryanodine receptor domain and SOCS box containing 3a
Exons: 7
Coding region: 212-1297 (361 amino acids)
Biological process (GO): proteasome-mediated ubiquitin-dependent protein catabolic process
Cellular component (GO): SCF ubiquitin ligase complex
Molecular function (GO): protein binding
Source: RefSeq, a predicted model, not a curated record